Messenger RNA from Epinephelus moara (kelp grouper), 2287 nucleotides. It is a transcript of the gene olfml3a, whose product is annotated as olfactomedin-like 3a. NCBI's taxonomy places the organism in Eukaryota, Metazoa, Chordata, Actinopteri, Perciformes, Serranidae. The record is from RefSeq and is a predicted model, not a curated record. Bases 228 to 1445 code for a protein of 405 amino acids. The transcript is spliced from 4 exons. Gene Ontology annotation, biological process: signal transduction.
CAGCAAAGUGAGAGCGGUCAAAGAAUUGGAAACUCUCACAGCGGCCUCUUAUACUUACUCUCUGUCCUUUCUCACCUCGUUGCACAUGUAGUUGCACUGUAUACAGUGUUUAUACAGGCUGCGUGAAGCUCUGCAGGGGCAACACGUCAAGGAGGGGGGAACCCGAAGGAACAUCCAAAGUCUGGACAGACAAAGAAAACUCAGCUGUCCCCACUGAUCGGCUCAUAAUGAAGCCGGUGUUUGUCCUCCUUGUUUCCACUGCCUGGACUUUGACUGGAGCCCAGUAUUACUACCAGGGGCUGAUGGAUUAUCUGGAGAACAGGUUGUUGGCUAUUGAGGACCGCAUGCAGUUGUGGCAUGAACAAUCCCAUCGCUACCACACAGAGAUGCUGGAUUUCAAAAAGCUAACUGCUGAGGCCAUGGAUGGGCUGAAGAAUGAGCACAGCAUGAUGUUCAAAGACCUGGAGGGAGCUGCGGCCCGAGUGGACCGGGUGGAGCGAGAGAUGGACUACGUUGAGACCCAGACUUCCCCUCGGGCCUGCGUGAAUAAAGCAGACAAGGUUGUGGAGCAGGGAGCCUGGGGGUUGCAGGAGAGCAGAGGAGGGGAAGAGGAGGAAGAGGAUUGGGAGGAGCUGCGCUCCAGAGUCUCUGACUGUGUUGAAAUCAUCUCUGGCAUCAGGUCAGUGAAGAUCCUGAAGAGAGUCGGCAGUCCCAAAGGCAUGUGGACCAGAGACCCAAGGUCGUCCAAAGUUUACGUCUUCAAUGGGACAUCAGGAGACAGCAUCUACCAGUUCAACUCUGUACGAGACUUUUCCAGCUCUCCUGGCGUCACCAGCAGCCGACACAUCAGACCUCCCUCUGAGUGGAGCGGUCCAGGCAGCGCUGUCUAUAACGGCUAUUUGUACUACAUACAGCAGGAGGCUGAUACAGACGUGCAGGUGGUCAAAUAUGACCUGCUGAGUGGCUUGCCACGCUGCGUGACAGACGUCGCCAUGUUCCCCAUGGAGAGCCACGCUGCGGUUUACAGCCUCAACCCAGAAACUGUUGCGGACCUCGCAGCAGACGACGAAGGCCUCUGGCUCCUGUACGCCUCCAGCGACAGUGAACCAAACAUCAACCUGGCAAAAAUGGACCCUGACACGCUCGAUAUAGAACAAAUCUGGGACACCCGGUGCCCACGGGAGAACGCAGAGGCCGCUUUUGUGGUGUGUGGGACCGUCUAUGUCGUUUACAACACCCGCAUGCCCAGCAGGUCCCGAAUCCAAUGCCUGUUUGAUGUCAAUGACAUGGUGAUCAGCGAGGAGGCUCCCCUGAUAUACUUUCCCAGGAGGUACGGAGCCCACGCCAGCCUGAAAUACAACCCCGAGGAGAGACAGCUCUACGGCUGGGACGAUGGCUACCAAAUCAUUUACAGACUGAGCAUGAAGAAGAAGCUCCUGGUGUGACAGCAGGGAGGUGGUGUCAGGUUUCCAAAGGCAAUAAUACAGCAAAGGAGCGGUAAAUUUACACACGCUAUGCCGAAAAGUAUUUCAGUAGCCUGAAGACUCUUCAUUCAUGGUAGAUUUAAAGGUUCAGUGUGUAAAAUUUAGGGGGAUUUAGUGGCAUCUAGUGGUGAGGAUUGCAUAUUGCAACCAGUUAAAACUUCUCCUGGUUAGAAUUCCCUCAGUGUUCAUUGUUAAGGAGGUUUUUACCAGGAGCUGAAUUAUCCGCAGAGGUCUCUUCCUCUCCAAGACAAACAGACCAGGUGAUUUUAACAAGUAAAAAGCGAAUAGAGGGGUUUCAUGUUGAAAUUAGUGUUUCUCCUAUGCUGUUUUGGAUGUCGCUGACGUUUUCUUGACUUAUGACCCAGAUGUUCAGGAGGUUUUUACUUGGAGCUGACUUAUCCGAGGAAGUGUUCUCCUCUCCAAAACAAAUGCACCCGGUGAUUAAAACCGAUUAAACUCUGAAUAAAGCAGUUUCACGUUACAAAUCAGUGUUUCUCUUUCGCUGUUUGGAACGUGACAAAGGGCUACUAGCCGAGUAACCCUUUGUCACGUCUGAUUUAGACUUUCAGGAGGUUUUUACCAGGAGCCGAAUGAUCCGCAGAGGUCUCCUCCUCUCCCAAACAAAGGCACCCCUUCAUUAAAACUGGCUAAACAAUGAGUAAAGCAGUUUAACAUUAAAAAUCAGUGUUUUUCUGAUGCUGUUCAGCUCGUCAGAGACAGACAGCUAGCUCAGCACCUGCUUAUAUGUGCUCACCUUUUUACUGAUUAUUUAAAUCCAGAUGCUCAGGAGGAUUUUACUGGGA